AUGCGUCGAAACGUUGCUGCGCUGGAGAAGCUCGUCAUCGUGGAGUCGCCAAACAAGGUGAUCAAGGUUGAGGGGCUGCUGAGUGACGCGAGCGUCAUCCCGGAUUGGUCCUUCAAGCAGGAGCACCUGAGGCGCCUGGGCGUGGGGGCCGAAAAGGCGGUGGCGAUGGCGACGACUGGGCACUUCAUGGCAAUGAAGGAGAUCAAGUGGGCACCGCGGACCCUUGCCUUCUCGGGGGACGCGAAUGAGACGCUAGCGCUGGGGGAGGAGCCAUUCCCUCCCAACGGCACUCUUGCAGAAUACACGCUCGAGUGGCAGAUGCUGCCUGGCCGCCGCAUUCAAGAAACACUAGAACGCUAUCUGCAGGAAAAGUUAAACAACGUCACCGAGAUUAUUCUUGCAACUGAUCCAGAUCGCGAGGGCGAACUUAUUGCUGUGCAUACCCUCCAAACAAUAAAACGACUGUAUCCAAAACUGAAGGUUCCGUAUUCGCGUGCGUACAUGCACAGCAUCACCGAGGAUGGAAUUCGUAAAGCUAUGCAGGAGCGUCUUGUAGAUAAGUGUGACUACGAUCUUGCGAAUGCAGCUGAAACACGUCAUGCGAUGGAUCGAAUUUUUGGGUUCUUGGGAAGUUCUGUGGUGCGGGCUGCCAAUUCGCAGAUGCGCUCCAUCGGUCGUGUGCAGACACCCGCUUUGAUUCUCAUACACGAGCGGGAGGAGAAGAAUGCAGCGUUUCUGGAGAAGAAUAAAACCACGUAUCUUGUGGAGGCCAUGUGUCACUUUCCAGGACCCCACGGCACCACCUUCUCGCAGGUAGUCACCAUCACCCCCGAUCUGAAGGAGGAAGUUGUAAGUUGGGACACCGAGGUGGAGGCAAAGCGGUGCUUGCAUGGGUGGAAACUAAACAGGUGUAGUGACUUCAGUGUCCCUUACGAGCCGCUCAUUGUCCCGUCCGAAGUGCCCCCGCCACAGCCAUUCACGAUGGCCACGGCCAUUGCGAGGGCAAAUCGUCAGCUAAAGAUGAGCAGUGAAACAGUAAGCAGCUGCUUGCAGGAUCUUUUUCAGCUUGGCUACAUCACCUACCCGCGAACAGACAGUACCCGCAUUGACGUGAGCGCCUUGACCGCCAUCUACGCCACCAUCAAGAAGGACUUUGGCAAGGAGAUGCUAUACCGCCUUGAGGACCGGACGGCUUCUGCGCCAGAAGGCAGGAAGUCCAAGCGGUCAGGGAAAAAGAAGUCCGCCAAGCAUGCCAAGGUGGCGGAGCACCUGGUUGGGAAUGUGGAGGAUGCACAUGAGGCUAUACGUCCGACGAGCAUUCACGCCGAUGGGAACUCGCUCUCACUCCCCCCGAUUACAAGGGCGGUGUAUGACCUUGUGCGCUGCAACACCUUGGCAUCGUUUAUGAUUCCCAUGAGGAGUGAAAAGAUUACCGCCACCGUGAAGUUUACCAGUGGCAGUGGAGAUAAACUGCGUGUUGUGCUGGAGGGGAAGCGUGUAGUGGAGCCCGGGUGGAUGCGCGCCUUUCAAAAAACGGAUACAACGGCUGUGCCUGCCGCCGCCACGACCACCACCACUAGCAGCACCAUCAUUAAUAACCGUAACGCCACUAGCGCCAAUACUCCCGCUGAAGAGGAGGAGAAUGAAGAUAUAACGGAGAAGGAAGGUGCUCCUGUUAUUCGUUCUCUCUCGCAGGAGGAGUUCAGGGCUAUUGCGCAAUUGCGUAGUACGUUGGCCACCUCGAGGCAGCCACGGGAGUUUGACUUGCGUUCUCCCACCGUCCGUGAGAACCGCCCGGUGCCACCGCUGCCGCACUCGGAGGGCACACUCAUUGAGGAGCUGAAGAACAAUGGCGUGGGCCGCCCAAGCACGUACCCCAUGAUUGUGAAGACGCUGCUGACACGGGGGUACAUUGAGGUGAACCCCAAAGGCCGCUGUGAGACAACUCCAAUUGGCCGCUUGCUGGUGUCGACGGCCAAGUUAACCUUUCCCUCCAUUGUGGAUAUUGGAUUUACCGCCUCCUUUGAGAAGAAGCUGGACCUCAUUGCAAAACCGAACCCUGAGAAGCGGCCGAAGAUGUUGCGUGGAACCAACGUAUCCCAAGCCGACUAUUUCCUCUCUAUGUUUCUCUCGACGUUUCUUAAUUACGUUGCGGAGGCCACGCGAACGCAACGGGCCAACAUUGUGGAGCGUUCCAUGCGGUUGAAGCAUGAGCAGCAAGAGGGAUCCGGCCAGGACAAGGAUGAAUUUGAGGAAAGUGUGGCUAAUGCGAGGAAGAAGGUGGCACUUGCCACAGGAGACUUGGCAGCGUUCCCAAAGACAUACCACAACUUCACGGCACUGCAGCGUGGCUUGCAUGACUAUCUCCGUCGCCACUUUCCCCCCUCGCGACUCAGCUCACUCACCCCCACCCUCACCAGCGCGGACGGGAGCAAGGCGACGAUGAGGAUGGACGGCGCUUCACCGCACAUGACGUCAAGAAAACACAAGUGGGAAAAGAGCGAGGAGGCAUAA
Messenger RNA from Trypanosoma rangeli, 2514 nucleotides. Its product is annotated as topoisomerase IAmt. The transcript has a single exon. Gene Ontology annotation, molecular function: DNA topoisomerase type I (single strand cut, ATP-independent) activity; DNA binding. The record is from RefSeq and is a predicted model, not a curated record. Bases 1 to 2514 code for a protein of 837 amino acids. NCBI's taxonomy places the organism in Eukaryota, Euglenozoa, Kinetoplastea, Trypanosomatida, Trypanosomatidae. Gene Ontology annotation, biological process: DNA topological change.